CAGUCGCCGUCAGACUGCCCGAACCGAUUGAAGCGCGGUUCGGUCUUCUGGUUCCCUUCCAAUCUAAACAGCUUCCGAUCUAGGCUCGGUCCCUGCUUGUCGUUGUGAGCCAAUCCGGCUUCCAGGGGUGGGAGGAGGCGGAGGAGCAGAUGCCCGGAGAGCGUCGAGUGCGCGCCCAGUAAGCUGAUCUGCUGCUACCGCUGCUGCUGGCAGUCGAGCUCCCGCAAACUUCCAGCGCAGCCAGGGCACGGGAGCAUGCCCGGCGGCGAGACGAGGCAGAGGCUCCAACUCCACGCAUCUGCUCAGGCACCAGAUCUUCCCCUUCUCCUGCCAUGAACCACUGGCCGCAGCACCUUCCACAUCAGAGUUAUUGGUGCAAAGAUAACUACAUGUAUACAGUCUGGCAAGGAGCUCUGGAAGACGGAUAACACAGAGACAUGUCUUCAGUGUGCCAUACAAUUUCAAGUCUAGGUAGAGUUCUUAAGGUAAACUGCAAGAAACUGGUAUGUCUCUUGAUCUUCACCAUAACUGUAUGUCAUAGUGUCUCUGGAAUGUGCCCUACAUCUUGCAUCUGUGCUAGUGACAUUGUGAGCUGCACUGGCAAGAAUCUUUCAAGGGUACCCUCUACACUCUUCAGACAUAUAAAAAGACUGGAUCUCAGUCACAACAGAAUUGGGGGAUUGGAUCACGACUGGAUGCCUGUGCUAUUAGAGAAACUGAACACCCUCGUUGUCAGUCAUAAUAGUAUGAGCAGUAUUUCUGCUGGAAGUUUUUCUUUAACUCCAAAUGUCAAGUACUUAGACUUGUCCUCUAACAGCCUGAGAUCACUGGGGAGCCCUGUCUUUCAGGAACUGAGGGUGCUAGAAGUUCUCCUGCUAUACAAUAACUAUAUUGCACAAGUUGAUUCUGCAGCCUUUGGAGGAAUAUACAAAUUGCAAAAGCUGUAUCUGAGUUACAAUUUUCUUACAAAGUUCCCAAUAGAAUUGUACAUUGGGAAAUAUAAACUCUCAGAACUUGAACUGUUAGACAUUUCUUAUAAUCGUAUCCAGACAAUACCCAUUCACUAUAUAAAUUUAGUGCCAGCCAGACAUCUUAGUGGAAUUUAUCUCCAUGGGAAUCCGUUUUACUGUGACUGUACUCUUUACUCUCUGCUAAGCUUUUGGUAUCUUCGACACUUCAGUUCCAUGGAGGAUUUCAAGACUGAGUACACUUGUGUGUUGCAGUCAGAUUCCAGAGGUUCUAAUACUCUGCCUUUACUUCAUGACAAUUAUUUGAACUGCUCUGAAAGUACUAUUAAUGGCUCUUUUCAUGUGUUUGGGUUUAUUCAUGAAGCUCAAGUUGGUGAGAGGCUGAUUGUACACUGUGACACUAAAAUCAAUGAUGCAGGCACAUACUUCAUUUGGAUCAGCCCAGACAAUCAGUUGCUGGAGCCAGACAAGGCAACCGAACAUUUCAGGGUGUUUCACAAUGGGAGUUUGGAAAUAGAGGAGGCCCAGUAUGAAGAUGCUGGACUUUAUUCCUGCAUUGCAAUAAACAAGAGAAGAUUAUUGAAUGAAACUAUUGAGGUGAGGAUAAAUGUCAGCAAUUUCACAGUGGACAGGUCUCCCUCUCAUGAAACGUUCAAUACUGCUUUCACCACCCUUGCCGCCUGUGUCGCCAGUAUUAUCUUGGUACUUCUGUACCUCUACCUGACUCCAUGCCCUUGUCAGUGUAAGACAAAGAGAAAGAAAAGGAAGUUGAACCAAAGUAAUGCUCAUCCAUCCAUACUGACCUCCAAUCCUCCACAUGAACUCCUAGUGGAUGAAAAAAAAGCCAGCAGUGGAAAAAGAGUGGUGUUUCUUGAACCUGUGAAGGAACUGAAGCCUGAACAGAAUGGCAAAGUAAGGAUGUUCCCCAAUGAUAACAUCAUUGCAGAAAGUAUCUUAAAGCCCCCUCGAACAAAGUCGGACUCAGAUUCCAUGAACUCUGUGUUCUCAGACACACCAUUCAUGCCAUUCUCUUAGUAUUUUGCCUGUGUUCAUUUUGUACAGUUACCUUUCUCACCAGUUCCCCUUGCCUUCAGCCAACAUUUUAAAGAGACUUUUAAAAAAAAAAAGUGUGAGAAAUCACUGGAAUAAUUUUCUGGUUCUUUGGGUGAUCAGUUGUGGGUGGGGGGAGGGCAAAUAUGCCAUCAUUAUAUAAGCCGUUGUUAAAACUGGGAGGAGUGCUUUGCUACAUAUUCUCCGGAUCUCUGUUAAAAGAGGUCCAAUUAUGGUAUACGCUGCUGUCCUUUUAAUCUUCAUGCUUAAAAUAAUUUAGGUACAGUCUAGUGGGUCAUGCUUAUAUACUGCUCUUGUUCACUGAAGUGAGCUUAUGUAGGAGAAUUUCUCAUCGGGUUAUCCCCUUAGCUUGUUAUUAAGCUGGUAGUGCUAUAUCAGGGAAUAGAACUCAAUCAGUAGGCCACUUAGGACUUAAAAAGAUAGGGAGAGAAGUGGCCAUUUAUUAAGCUUUUGGGUACUGCCUUGAGAUGCAUGUAAUAAUACAAAUGAAGUUAUACAAGACAUACUAUUCCACAAGAUUUUAUAUAAAUUUUGACCUAGAGUUUGAAUUUUUCCCUUUUGUAUACUGCAGUUUUAAUAGCCAAUAACAGAAUUUAUGAAACUUUUAUUGAAUUUUAAACUUAGUCAGAAAACCACUCUGGGAGAAGUCCUCAGUAAGGCUACUUCAAAGUCAGUCUCUGGUUAUUCAGUGGGGCUUAUGUUUAGGAAAGUGUCCUUAGGAUUGCAGCUUUUGUCCAUUUUAACCACUGAUGUUUGCAUUCCCAAAGUGGGCAGAGCUUCUUUCCUAGUACAAUAGCUAGAACAGGACAACAUUAAAUCUGCAUGGUUUCUCUACCAGCACCAGAUGAAGUUGUAUUUACAGAACAUAGCUCUGAGUUCUUAAAAAAACAGUCCUUUCUUUUUUGGAAUGUGACCACUUGAGCCUACCUGCGUCUGCAUUAAACAUACUUAGGCGGUUUGCGGCCUGACAAUGAAAUACCGUGAGAAAUACAAAAUUAGUUUUUGUAAGCUGUGCAAUCAAGAUUUGUGCAAUUAGGUAUAUAUGACUUUUGUAUAAAAGGUACUGCACUUUGAACACUUUUGCUGAUGCAAUGUGAGCCAUAAUGGAAACCAUCAGCCUUGAAUGGAACACAGCUGGGGGAGCCAGACCUUCUGAGUAUCAGGAGUAUCAGCCUGUGGAUUUUGCCUUCUAUAGCUGACAUUGAGACCUGGUUGCAUGCAGUUUGCUAAACUGCAGCCUUAUGUGGAAGAUUCAGAAAAAUUUAGUUGAUUUUUUUCAUGUCUAAUAUGUCAAUUUAAUGGAACAAAAUGAGUUGAUGCAUUUGCAUUCCAGUUUCAUAUAGCAAAUAUAAAUGUAAUAUUCAUGCUCUGUAUGGAUCAGUUCUGAGAAUGUUCCAUCCCAAUAUGAUAUUUUAGGAUUAGACCUUUGUGUGGCCUGCAUUUUCUGUCAUGUGUUUUAAGUGCUGUUUGCUUUACAAAACAAAUUACCAAAAAUACAUUCUGUUGUAAAAUGAAGCUUCUGGUAUUUUGAGCAUUGUUCAUGCUACUUAUGUUCUGAUCAAAUAGGUGAAUAUAGCUUCAGUGGCACACAAAACAGCUUCUGGCAACGUAAUUUCAGGAAUAAAAAAGGAAGAUGAAGGAAACCAACCUUGCUGUGAAAUCUAGCCUUGCUAUGCUAUGUCAGUUGCAAUCUUGUUGUUCAGGUUGCUAUGAAAUAGUCAUGUUGCAUUCUGCUAGCUUAGCUGACUCCAGAGUUGUAACAUACUUUUGGGUUGGCAGAUGAAUUGUUCCCAAUCCAACUCUGUCCAAAUCUGAUCAUAAAAGUUUGUUAUUUGAUGCCCUUCAGCCAACAUCUGACAAUGUUGGCAGCAGCUGCCAUAGUUUCAGCAAGUUAUGGCUGCUGCAUGGGCUUGGCGCCCUGAAUCAACUCCAUGCUAACAGCUGUGUUCCACUGAUGCAGCAGUCAUUUGAACCAGGCCUUAGAACCUAGUUUGUGAGUCAAGCUCUUCAUAAGAUCAGGGCACCUAGCUUGUAUACAAAUACUGUAUGUUCCUCUUAGGUAAGUCCCUAUUUCAUAGCUUCAGUUCUUCCUCUCCAAUAAAUGGGAAUGAUUGUGAUCUACCUCAAGAGUAGAUGAGUGAGAUUAAGAACUGUUGUUACUAUCUGUGAACUUAUGCAGUAGUACAGCUUAUAAAUUAAUACUAAGAGCAUAUAAUUUUGUCACCUCAGUUGUUCAGUAUUCAGUGUGAUUCUCGUACAAUUCAUUUUAACAAUAAACUGUUCUGAGAA
Messenger RNA from Sphaerodactylus townsendi, 4328 nucleotides. RefSeq names its product adhesion molecule with Ig like domain 2 (gene AMIGO2). The transcript is spliced from 2 exons. NCBI's taxonomy places the organism in Eukaryota, Metazoa, Chordata, Lepidosauria, Squamata, Sphaerodactylidae. The record is from RefSeq and is a predicted model, not a curated record. The coding region runs from base 438 to 2003 and encodes 521 amino acids. Gene Ontology annotation, molecular function: protein binding. Gene Ontology annotation, biological process: brain development.